Messenger RNA from Rhodotorula graminis WP1, 2132 nucleotides. RefSeq lists its product as uncharacterized. Gene Ontology annotation, biological process: lipid metabolic process. NCBI's taxonomy places the organism in Eukaryota, Fungi, Basidiomycota, Microbotryomycetes, Sporidiobolales, Sporidiobolaceae. The record is from RefSeq and is a predicted model, not a curated record. Gene Ontology annotation, molecular function: acetoacetate-CoA ligase activity. Gene Ontology annotation, cellular component: cytosol. Bases 1 to 2094 code for a protein of 697 amino acids. The transcript is spliced from 11 exons.
AUGGCACCGACUUCGACCCGCACCCUGUUCUGGACGCCGACGGCCCAGCAGAUCGAGGAGGCGCCCGACACGCUCUUCCGGGAGUGGGUCAACCGGCGGCUGUCGCUCCGCCUGCGCGACUACGACGAGCUGCACGCGUGGAGCAUCAAGAACCUCGACGCCUUCUGGACCCUCUCGACCGAGUACACCGGCGUCCUCCUCGACCGCACCGACCCGAAUGUCCUGUUCGACGACUCGCAGCCGAUGGAGCACGUCAACCGCAAGCUCAUCCGCGCCAAGCUCAACUAUGCCGAGAACAUGCUCCUUGCGCACCCGUACGCCCGCUCGAACCACCGCGCCGUCCUGUCGUUCGUCGAGCCCGCCUCCCUGUCGCCGCAAGACCUCGACGACUGCCUCAUGCGGUCCCUCACGUUCGAGGAGCUGUACCAGGAGGUGCGGCUCGUCGCGCACGCGCUCAGGACCAAGUUCGGCGUCAAGGCGGGCGACCGCGUCGCGACCUUUUCGCCGUCCAACGCCGAGGCCAUCAUCCUGUGCCUCGCGACCCUCGCCAUCGGCGGCGUGUGGUCGUCGUGCCCGGCCGAGUUUGGCGUCACGGCGACACUCGAGCGCCUCGAGCAGAUCGAGCCGACCGUCCUCCUCACGGCCGACUUUUACCGGUACAACGGCAAGCAGCAAGAGAUCUUCCCCAAGCUCGAGCAGAUCCUCGCCCAGCUCCCGACCGUCAAGAACGUCGUCGUUGUCGGCCAGCUCGCCAAGGACCGCGAGCCGCGCAUCAAGUUUGCAAAGGACGAGGACGGCCGCCAGUGGUGGUCGUGGAGCGACAUGGUCAAGCUCGGCGAGUCGGCGCCCAAGGAGCUCAAGUUUGAGCGCGUCGACGCCAUGGACCCCGUUUGGAUCCUCUACUCGUCGGGUACGACGGGCAAGCCCAAGGCGAUCGUGCACUCGGUUGGCGGCAUGACGCUGUCGCAGAAGAUGGUCCAGACCCUGCACAACGCGACCGUCCCCGGCGACUCGCAGCUCACGUUCACGACGCUCGGCUGGAUGAUGUGGAACCACCUCCUGUCGACGCUCGGGUGCGGCUCGUGCAUCGCGGCGUACGACGGCUCGCCCUUUGCGCCGAGCCCGAGCACGAUCUGGGCCAUCGCGUCGCGGUACAAGAUCACCAACCUCGGCCUCUCGCCGCGGUACCUGCAGGUCCUCGAGACCGAGGGCUACGUCCCCAACAACGAGUUCGACCUCACGCACAUCAAGCAGGUCCAGACGGCGGGCUCGGUCCUCAAGCCCGAGCUGUACGACUGGAUGCGCGCCAACAUCCACGAGGACGUGUGGGUCAACAACGGCACUGGCGGCACCGACAUCUGCAACCUGUUCAUCGGCGCCGUGCGCAGUAAGCCCAUCUACCACGGCGAGCUGACGUGCAUCGCGCUCGCGAUGGACCUUCAGGCGUGGGACGAUGACGGCAACGCCGUAAUGGAUCGUCAGGGCGACAUGGUCAUCACCAAGCCGUUCCCGAACAUGCCCAUCGGCUUCUGGGGCCCGGACGGCGAGAAGCGCUACCACGCGGCCUACUUCGAGGCGUACCCGGACAAAAAGCCGGCGGCGUGGGUCCACGGCGACUGGGUCGAGGUCCACUCGUUGACCAAGGGCGUCAUGGUCUUUGGCCGGUCGGACGGCGUCCUCAACCCGGGCGGCGUGCGCUUUGGCUCGGCGGAAAUCUACUCGGUCGUCGAGAAGAUCGAGGAGGUCGAGGACUGUCUCGCGAUCGCGCAGAAGCUCCCGGACGGCGACGAGCGCUUCAUCCUCUUCGUCAAGCCGACGCAGGCGCCGCUCAAGCCCGCCGUCGUCGACAGCAUCAAGCUCGCGAUCCGCCAGGCCCUGUCGACCCGCCACGUGCCGGCCAAGGUCAUCGAGCUCGCCAAGAUCCCGUACACGGGCAACGGCAAGCGCCUCGAGGUGCCGACCAAGAAGCUCGUCAACGGCGCCAAGUUUGAGAGCCUCAACCUGUCGAGCGCCGAGGACCCAGAGUGCCUGCGCGUGUUUGUCAACCACCCCGAGCUGCGGCUCGAGGACGUCGCCGUCAAGGCCAAGCUGUAAAGCGGUGACGCCGCGCGAGCACGUCGACGUCGAGGCCG